This is a messenger RNA of Pleurotus ostreatus (oyster mushroom), 1380 nucleotides long. RefSeq names its product translation termination inhibitor protein itt1 (gene ITT1). The record is from RefSeq and is a predicted model, not a curated record. Lineage: Eukaryota; Fungi; Basidiomycota; Agaricomycetes; Agaricales; Pleurotaceae. Gene Ontology annotation, cellular component: ubiquitin ligase complex; cytoplasm. Bases 1 to 1380 code for a protein of 459 amino acids. Gene Ontology annotation, molecular function: ubiquitin conjugating enzyme binding; ubiquitin protein ligase activity; zinc ion binding. Gene Ontology annotation, biological process: positive regulation of proteasomal ubiquitin-dependent protein catabolic process; ubiquitin-dependent protein catabolic process; protein polyubiquitination. The transcript is spliced from 6 exons.
AUGCAGGACACGGUGCACGAAUGUGAACUGCUCCAGCAGGAUGAGCUGCAGGUCCUGGAGUCCAUAUAUCCAGAGUACGUUCACAGGGGGGCGAACGACGCUACUGUUGAACUCGAGAUCCCGAUAGAGUUCGAUUCACCUCAGGAGGUAGUGAUACACGACCCAUGUAAUCGGGACGGCACCCUUGAAGGAAUCCAGAGACUAUCGCUCACGGUACUGCCACCGCUACUGCUCCAUCUCGUUCUACCCAAAAGCUACCCAACGGAUGCUCCACCGGACAUCGUCCAUAUCAAUUCCAGCCAGUCGUGGCUACCUCGAUUAUCUUGUCUGCGGACCCUCUUGCUUCGGAUGUGGACCCCAGGAUGCACCGUCCUUUAUAAUUGGAUAGAAUAUAUAAGAACGGGCGAUUUCUUUGAGUCGGUAGACAUGAUAGACAAGGGCGCCUUUCGGAAUGUCAGAAUCCCCAAUCCCGUCCCGAAAUUCCUUGCAGACCUCCUCGCUUCGCAUCAGAAACAGAUAGUCUCGGCGAAUUUCAUGCAAUCUACCUACUCUUGUUCAGUUUGCUUAACGGAAUACAAGGGAACCAAAUGCGUCCAGCUUUCAUGCAACCAUACCUUCUGUCGAUCCUGCCUAGAAGAUUUCUGGGGUUUGUGCAUCACCGAGGGUGAUGUAGUCAGAGUAGGUUGCCCCGACCCCGAGUGUGUUAAAGCGGGUCGCGCGGCCACAGAAGAUGAGGUCUGCCGAAUUGUGACGGAGGAUCAACUUACGAGAUGGAGAUGGUUACGAGAAAAGCGGGCUCUAGAGAACGAUCCUGGCGCGGUAUCUUGUCCGAUCCCUUGCUGCCAAGCACUUAUUCCAUCUCCUCCAUCGAUGGACGAAGACUCUGGUUGGGUAAAGCUGAGGACGUGUCCGAAAUGCGGUUUCUCUUUUUGUAACUUCUGCAAACGCUCCUGGCAUGGUCCUUUGUCGAGUUGCCCAAUUUCAGCCAUUGAAUCGAUGAUAUUGGAAUACCGCGCCUUACCAGAGGGCGAUCGUAAACGAGACGAAUUAGAACAGCGGAUCGGCAAGAAAAUGUUCACGAAGCUGAUCGCGAAGUAUGAAGAAGAGCUGCUGAAUAUGAAGUGGCUCGAGGCUUCCACCAUGGCGUGUCCGAGAUGCAACGUGCAUGUGGAGAAGUCACUGGGAUGUAAUCACAUGACGUGCGUGAAAUGCCAACAGCACUUCUGCUACCGAUGCGGGCAGAAACUGGAUCCCAGCAAUCCAUACAAGCACUUCUCGACGCUGGGGAUCUCGUGUUACAACAAGCUGUUUGACUUUAAUGCUGAAGAGGAAGAGUGGGAGGUUCUUGAUAACUUUGAGCGGGCAUUUGGGGCGGUCUAG